CGUGUUGGGCCCCACACGGUGAAAAACAACGGACUUUGUUAGUCGCAGAGAAGUUACGCAGAAACUCCUACAUUAUUGGCUGUUCAAUACUAUUGGGUCAUCCCUUUUGGUCUUUCAUUGUGUUCAUCUGAUCAUUUGAGAAAGAACUAGAGAGCUAGCUACACAGGAAACAUGGCUUUGGCCUUUGUGGCUCAGUCCGCGGCGUCGGUCGUAAUCGAGAAGCUGAUCAGCACGGCCGUGUCCUACGUCGGGACAUGCGGCGCGGGGCCGAGCGCCAUGCAGAACGAGAUCCAGAGGCUUCAGCAGGCUUUUCCGCGGAUUCAAGCAAUUUUGGAUAUGGUCGAGGGGGGGCAGACAGUCGAUACAAAGCAAAACAAGGGGCUGGACGCCUGGCUGUGGCAACUCAGAGACGCUGUGGAUCAGGCGGAGGACGUGCUCGAUGAGAUGGAGUACUACAAGCUGGAGAAGGCAGUGCAAGCUGAAGAUAACAAGGUACAACAAGGUACAGCACUCACCUUAAAAAGGAAGUUUGCUGAUUUUGCUAACAAUAUCUUCGGAAAUGACGACACCUUGACGAGGUUGAGGGAGGCCGUGAAGGCGUUAGAUAAUGUUGCUGCUGCUAGUGAAACUUUACAUCAACUUGUUUGGCAGCUAUACAAUUCGGAUGGUAAGCGUCAACAGGAAAAUGAGAUACGAAAUGUCCGUGAGACUACCUACUUAUUAACUGAGGAUACGAUGUUUGGUCGAGACAGGGAGAAGGAAAGGAUAGUUGAAUGGUUAACAAAACCGACAAGCGAUGAGCCGGAGAAUGCUUCUGCAGCUGUCGGAAAGGUCUCGGCUUUUACGAUCGUUGGCAUGGGUGGGUUGGGAAAAACCACUCUCGCGCAGUUCAUCUACCACGAUGAGAAAGUGCGGCAUUGUUUCGACUUGGUUAUGUGGGUGUGUGUUUCCGAUCAAUUUGAUGUGACUAUGCUGACAAGAAAGAUCUUGGAAGCGGCAAAGGUUGGGGAUAGCCCUGGCGACAAGUGCUGCCUUAAUACAAUUCAAGAUUUUCUUAAAAAGGAGCUGAUCUCGAAGAAGUUUCUUCUAGUGUUGGAUGAUGUUUGGAAUGAUGAUAAAAUACUUGAAUGGAAUAAAUUGGUGGCUCCUUUAAAAUUCGGAAAGAAAGGAAGCAAGAUUCUCUUGACAACGCGAAUGGAUUCAGUGGUGAAAAGAGUAGCCAAUGUUUUACAAUGUAAAGAAGAAUUUUUAAAAUUGAGUGGGUUAGAAAAAGAUGAUUUUAUGCAUCUUUUCAAUACGCAUGCAUUUGCCGGAGAGGAUAUUGACCAUCAUGUAAACCUAAAAUUGAUUGGAGAGCAAAUAGCAGAGAAGCUUGGAGGAUGCCCGUUGGCAGCAAAAAUUUUGGGCGGAUAUUUGAACUCUCGCAUGGAUGAAAAAUACUGGAGAAAAAUUUUGAAUAAAAAUUUUCUAAAUUUGCAAGAAAGUAAGGAUAACAUUACGAUGAUUCUGAGAUUGAGCUAUGAUCAUCUGCUGGAAAGCUUGCAAAUUUGCUUCAGAUACUGCAGUAUAUUUCCUAAGGAUUAUGAGUUCAAGAAGAAUGAGCUUAUCCAUUUGUGGAUAGGUUCUGGGUUAAUCAAGCAACCAACACAUGAAAAGGAAAGCUUAGAGGAUAUCGGAGAGGAGUAUUUAAACCAUCUAGCAAGAAAAUCCCUUUUUGAUAUCAAAAUAAGGGAGUAUGGUUCUGAUUGUGAACAGCGUUAUGUCAUGCAUGAUCUAUUGCAUGAUCUAGGUCAGCUUGUCUCUUCAGGUGAAUGUUUGGGAAUUGAAGGUGAUGGUUCUGGAGAUAUUCCCAAAACAAUCCGCCACAUAUAUGUCCGCAUGAACAAGGUAAACCCUGAUAUGAUCUCCCAUCUCAAGAACUUACGGACCCUUAUUAUUUAUUUAAAUGAGAAUUUCACUUCAGUAGCUUUUAAUGAGGUUCUAAAAGAGUUAAAAAGCUUACGCUUACUAAGAGUGACUUUAUAUGGCAAUAAGUUUCCAGAUGAAGUUGGUAAACUCAUUCACCUCCGCUACCUCUCCCUCUCCCUCUCUUCACAGGCUUGCAGAGGAAAUGAGAUAUAUGUUCUACCUCAAUAUGUGUGCAGACUCUAUCACCUAGAAGUAAUCAAGCUUUCGGAAUCAAUUAAAAUGUAUCAUUCGGUAUGGGAUAGAAUGAGCAAUCUUGUUAAAUUGAGGCUGCUAAGUUCUCCUUAUGCUAGAAUGGACGAGAUUCCUUGGAUUGGCAAACUAACAUCACUCCAGGAGUUACGCAAUUUCCGUGUCCGUGAGGAGUGUGGCUAUAAGAUAGAUCAAUUAAAAAACCUGCAAAACCUCCGAAAACUAGGCAUUGAGAGUCUGGAAAAUGUAAGGAGUUCUGAAGAGGCUGCGGAUGCCAACUUGAUUGAGAAAAAAAAUCUUGAUAAAUUAUCACUCGAUUGGUCUACGAAUCGCUCUGGUGGUCUAGAGGUAGAUGAGCCACUUCUUGAUCAUUUAAGACCACAUACCAAUCUCAAGGAAUUAGAAAUUGAAGGAUACGCCGGAGUUAGAUCUCCACAUUGGAUGACAGCGAUAUCUUCUCUUUCUUAUAUAAGGUCUAUCAAACUAUCCAAUUGUGAGAGAUGGGAGAACCUCCCAACUCUUGGGCAACUUCCUUCACUCAAGUUUCUUAAUUUAGAAAACAUGUGGGCUGUAAAGAAAUUAUGGUGCUCAACAAGUGUUGGCAGUUACGCCUUUCCAUCACUAGAGGAUCUUGAAUUGAAAAGUAUGCCAAACUUGGAGUUGUUCGAAGGCGAGCACAUGUUUCCUCGGCUUAAUGAAUUGAAAAUAACUUUUUGUCCAAGGUUGAAGGGUUUGCCUGCUUUGCCUCUUACUCUAAGUCUACUGGGGAUUCUUGAGGUCGGAUUGACUUCUCUUCCGAUGAUGCAACAAGACAGCUGCAGUAGCGGCCAAGGACGAGCAUCGUGCUCAUCAUCAUCGCAUCCGGCACUUUCUUACCUAGGAAUUAGUGAGUGCCCAAACCUCGCAUCUCUAGAUGGAUUCAUGUCGCAGCAGCAAUAUUUUCCAGUCUUGAAGAGUUUAUCCAUUAUAGGAUGUGAAAAUCUAAGGCAUUUGCCGAGAAAAUUCUUCCAAAAACUUCCCCUCAUCGAGCGUUUGACUAUAGAAAUGUGUCCCAAUCUCACGACGCUCGGGCUUCUAGAUAAUCUAUUGCCCGAGACACUUGUAAGGCAGGAGUCAUUGCCAAAACUGACGUCCCGUCCUCGGCUGGAAGUUUAUCCACAAUUGUUGAAACUCCGCAUCCGGAAUUGUAAAGAGCUGUCGUCACUGGAUGGGCUACAAGAUCUCCCCUCGCUCAUUGAGUUGCACAUUGAAGGAUGCGACAAGCUCAUCAAACUUUCACUAGGCGUCACUAGUACCAGCCACACAGAUAUGGUGCUGCGCCCUCCAAUGGAGAAGCUUCGUGAUCUUAAAAUCCGGUACUGUAAAGAGCUGUCGUCACUGGAUGGGCUACAAGAUCUCCCCUCGCUCAAAUCCUUGACCAUUCACGGAUGCGACAAGCUCAUCGAAUUAGGCGUCACUAGUACCAGCCACACAGAUAUGGUGCUUAGUGCUCUUCACAUCGACCGGCAUGCUUACUUGCGUCUCGAACCACUGAGGAGCCUCAGCUCUGUUAGCAAACUCCGCAUAUUUGAUGGCACUGGAGAAUUCACAUCCCUCGACGAGCAAUGGCUGUUGCAAAACCGAAACUCCCUUGAACAGCUAGAAAUUUCUCGGGCCUCGUCUCUUGAAUCCUUACCAACCAGUAUGAUAGAUCUUCAAGCCCUGCGUCAUUUGACUAUAAUGAAUGCUCCUUUGCUGCGAUCGAUUCCAGAACUACCCACCUCAAUGGAAUCUCUAACAAUUUGGGCCCAUACACGGGAAUUGAAGGAGUGCAUAGAAGGCUCUGGAAAAUUCGCCAAUAUUCCUCACGUGGAGGUUUAUUAAAAAUCUCCUUCAGAAAAAGAUCAGGAAUGGCCGUGGAGCGAGUUACUGCCUGCUGGAUUUGAACGCCCAUCCGCUUGUCAGCAACUGUGAUCCGAAACCAGUUCUAGAAGAAGAGGGAGCCGACAAGACUGACAGUCAGCCAACUCCGACUUUAUGUUUUUAAGUGAAUUGGUUGUGUACAAAUUAACGGCACAUUUGCAUAAAUGAGAAAGUGACACUUUGAUCAAUAAUAUAUAUAUAUUUUUUUUUGAGAAAUAGAUAGCACACUUUGAUCAAUAAUAUUAAAAGUUGGAUUGUUGGAUUAGUUGAAUUUUCUCCUCAAAAAGAAAAAAAAAAAGGAAGAAAGAGGACUGGUUGAAUCAUUCAAUACUUCACAUUUUUUAUCUAAUAAUUUAGUACCUUUGCAUAAAUCAUAAAGUUAAUUUGUAUUAUAUAUUGUUCUCGUUUUAUUGUACAUCUGUGAUAGAUAUAUUCUUUUUUAGAGAUGAUACAAAGUUUUUUGCUUUUUCUCUUUUUUUAUUUUCUGUAUGUGUACUUGUAUUAAGUUGCUUUCUAGUUGCCUGAUCAUAUGUUGCCAUAGAAGUUGCAUCAGUGUUUUUUCCAAAGUAGGUAGUUGUGUAGGUCACGGUACAGUAUAUUUGUUUGAAAUUCUAAAAAUGUUUUUUUCCCCAGAUUGAUAGACCUUUAAGCUACGAAAAUUUUGUACAACCCUUUAUAUUAUGGAAUGCAUGAUUGAUAUGUUUAUGUUUCAAUAACAGCAUGAGCGUUUACUCACCUUCAAAUUUGGAGCUCGAUCAAAUUUAUGAUCAAGUGGAGCUGAUUGCAGAACAGAAAAUAUGAAAGCAUCGGCGGAGUUCUGCUUUGACAAAGUUCACCUUUUAUGUUGUAAUUGCUUGAUGAAGUUCAAAGUAGUUUAUUAUUAUGUUUUAUAUAUUUAUUUUCUCUUUAAGUUCCUUAAUUUACUGUGAUAUUCUGGUACUAUGUUUGAUAGCAGAUUUAUUAGCUUGCUUUCUUCUGCAGUCGGCUUCAGUGGACAAAGCAUGAAGGAGCUCUUUCUGUAUCAUUUCUAGCUAUUUCUACCAUUGUUUGUUCAAGCUUGUUGUUGCUACUAUAAUAGCUGUACUAUUUUUUUUUUUUUUUUUUUAAUGCAGUGGAAGUGACUUGUAAGUUGUAAUACAACACAGAAAAACCGGAGCAUCUAGAAAGUUUU
Molecule: messenger RNA, 5230 nt
Organism: Ananas comosus (pineapple)
Lineage: Eukaryota; Viridiplantae; Streptophyta; Magnoliopsida; Poales; Bromeliaceae
Product: putative disease resistance protein RGA1
Exons: 3
Coding region: 172-4020 (1282 amino acids)
Biological process (GO): defense response to other organism
Molecular function (GO): ADP binding
Source: RefSeq, a predicted model, not a curated record